AUGGCCGAAACAGUUAUCCCGAUGGUCCAAAGUCAGCGUCAACGCAAAUUCCACCGCAGGUCGCGAAACGGCUGUUCCACAUGCAAGACUAAGCAUAUUCGGUGUGACGAAAGAAAACCACUCUGCACAUACUGUCUUCGUCAUGGCGGAGAGUGUGGCUACCCGGAUGAAGAGAAUGCCGCGGAGGCUAGGCAUAGGCUCAAAUCUCGAAUGGGGUCUGGGGAGCCUCACGAAUCUACCGAACCCUGCCAGCGCUUGGUUGGCACUAGCCUGAAUGACCAAUUCCUUGGAACUUCGUACGACGUACCCUACAGAUCACGAUCGCUCUUCCAACUCUUCACAAAUACGAGAGUGUUAUAUACAACUCGCGUUAAAAGGAACUCCAAUUCGUUCAUCGUGCACAAAGCCUUGUCGCAUCCGGGGUUCCUCCAUGCGGCGCUGCUAAUGACAGCCCUGCACUGGGCGUGGUCGACUGGCGAUGUCGAGCAUUCUCGAGUCCCCUACCUCUAUCACAAGCUGCAAGCAAUACGAUUCGUCACGGAUCAGUUAAUCAACCCGGACGCAGCUAUCCACGAUGGCACCAUCGCAGCUGUAUCAAGCCUCGCUUUGGUUGAAAAUGCCUUGGGAUCUGUAGAUGCUGUGUCAUCUCAUUUACGCGGUCUAGCGAAAAUCAAGGAAUUGCAGGACAAGGAGAGACGUCCUAAGAAGAUGGGGCUACUUCAGCGUAUGAUUUUGAUGGCAGCAAGAAGCGUAUCUAGUCGUCCCGUUUGGGACAUCUUGGAUAUUAGUCGGACAGACUUUGUACACCAGUCCAUGAUCAUAUCGCUGCUUCGAGUUGCACUUCGGCCAAUUUACAGCCUGUACAUACUAGGAGGUUCCUAUGAUUCCGGGGAACUGCUUUCCGAAGUCUUAGCAAAAAAGGCACCCCAGGCAAGAGAUAGCAACGCCCUGGCGCCGCCGAGAUCGUUGGAUUGUAGCAGGUCGGGUUUUAUGGCCUGCUACUUUUACCUCUACAUAAUCAUGCGCGAAGGCACAGUCGAUUCAUUUAUUCUCAAUUGGUUCAUUGAGCAAUUGCUAACAGAUGUCUGCCGGACCGAGACACCCAUGCAAAAGGGGCAAUACAGUCAGUCGCUUUGGUUUUGGUCCGCCAUGUUUGGCGCGUGCGCCACGAUGGCCGCCAAGACCACCGACGACCUGGAGAGGAACCAAAUGAACGUAGUGCGAGAUAUAUACCUAGAUAAGAUUAACCUCGGAAGUCAGGUGCUGAGGAUAAAGAAUUGGGAAACUGCCAAGUCAAUACUGAGGCUAUUCGCCUGGGAGGACGACUUCGACGGAGAGUUGGAGAUGAAGGCUGUUUGGGAAGAAGCUGUGUGGGAAGAUGACAGAAGACGCUUCAGACGGCGAAGUCCAGAGAAUACCGAAUAUCAGGACACUUGGUGUUGCUGGUAA
Molecule: messenger RNA, 1449 nt
Organism: Hypoxylon fragiforme
Lineage: Eukaryota; Fungi; Ascomycota; Sordariomycetes; Xylariales; Hypoxylaceae
Exons: 6
Coding region: 1-1449 (482 amino acids)
Biological process (GO): regulation of transcription by RNA polymerase II
Molecular function (GO): DNA-binding transcription activator activity, RNA polymerase II-specific; zinc ion binding
Source: RefSeq, a predicted model, not a curated record